AUGGACCUCUUCAACUCGCCAAAGUUCAGUCAUCAUGUCGAGACUUUGAUGCAAAAGAACCGUGUUCCUGGCCUCUCUAUCGCAAUCAUCCAGGGUGACCAGGUCAAGUCCGCAGGCUAUGGCUUUGCCUCUAUCGGGGCAAAAGAACCAUGCACUCCAGACACGCUGUUUGACAUUGCAUCUUCCUCCAAAUCUCUUACUGCAGCAGCAAUCGCUCUUUUAGUUGAAGAUUCUAGCUUUCCAGAAGUCCAAUAUGACUCAAUCAUAUCUGAACUGCUACCCGACGACUUUGUCAUGUCGGAUGAACUGCACACCAAUACCGUCACUGUAGAUGAUCUCUUGGGGCACCACACUGGCAUGCCUGGCCAUGAUGAUUCAUACAUGGGGAUACGCGCUGCUGUGCCUGAUGAUUCGCGAUCAAUUACGCGAAAUCUGCGAAAUCUCGCUGUCGCUGCGCCACCUCGAACACGCUACAUCUACUGCAACAUGAUGUAUACCGUCCUGACACAUCUUAUAGAAGUCAAGAGCGGACAAAGGUUCAACGAAUUCCUACAAGAGCGCAUUUUUGAUCGUCUUGCCAUGACGUCGAGCAGUCUGCAACCCGAAGGCGCCAAAGCUAGAGGUCACGGCCAUCGUCUCGCAAAAGGGCAUGUUUGGGAGAGGAAGACCACGUCAUAUCGCGAGUUCGAGGCAGUGAGCUGUCCAGAGGGCCAAGGCGCAGGGUCGGUAAUCUCGAGCGCCAGCGACUUCAUCAAGUUUCUCAAAGCGCUGAUGGAUCGCGACGGGCCAAUAAGUGAUGAUGUAUACCAAGGAUUGGCUCGACCGCGGUCUGAAAGAGGUGCCAACCAUCGCCAAAGGAAGGCCGGCAUUGACCGCCUCUUCUAUACAGCGGGCAUGGAUCUAUACUGGCAAGACGAACACAUAGUUCUUGGGCAUAGCGGCGAUAUCACAGGCUUUGGUAGUCGCUUUGUGUUUCUACCGGAUCUUAAGUUUGGAGCAGUUGUGAUGGGCAAUUCUUCGGGGACCAAUUCAGUAGCUGCACAACUGUUUCGUGAGUUCAUCGAGAUAGUCAUCAAGUCUAAUAUGAGGUGGCAGCCAUUGAGCGCGAUAUCUAACAGAGAUGUGCACACGAAGCCGCCAGAAGUGCGCGGGAAGCCGAAGUCAGAGUCGCAGAGCCACCCAUGUGGAAUGGUCAAGACCAACGGUGGCAAGGGAAAGGACCAAAAGGACGACAUUUCAACUAUAGUUGGAUCGAGUGCUACCUUGCAAAGGAAUGUGAGUCUUCAAGAAUAUGCUGGCGACUAUUGGAACCCCGGUUAUCGCAACAUGAAGGUAGAGAUCAGAGACAACGGGCUUUUCAUCGAUGCGACAGAUCGCUCAAUGGGAUUCACGGCUAGACUUGAACACAAACGGGGCCAAACGGUGUAUGAUGCGCAUGUGCGAGAUGCAUUUGAGGCAGGCGAUGAAAUCCUGAGGACCGAGUUUAUGAUAGAGGAUGGCAGCGUGGUAAAGAUGGGAAUGGAUCUAGAGUCACUUGUUGGCGACUUGAUAUGGUUUGACAAAGCUGAUAAUAAGCAAUAGCACCGAAGAAUUCAUAUCGAUUGUCACC
Fusarium odoratissimum NRRL 54006 is the source of this 1609-nucleotide messenger RNA. RefSeq lists its product as uncharacterized. Lineage: Eukaryota; Fungi; Ascomycota; Sordariomycetes; Hypocreales; Nectriaceae. The coding region runs from base 1 to 1581 and encodes 526 amino acids. The transcript is spliced from 2 exons. The record is from RefSeq and is a predicted model, not a curated record.